Onychostoma macrolepis is the source of this 2179-nucleotide messenger RNA. It is a transcript of the gene marchf1, whose product is annotated as membrane-associated ring finger (C3HC4) 1. Gene Ontology annotation, molecular function: ubiquitin protein ligase activity; zinc ion binding; MHC protein binding. The record is from RefSeq and is a predicted model, not a curated record. Gene Ontology annotation, cellular component: lysosome; early endosome membrane; cytoplasm. Gene Ontology annotation, biological process: immune response; protein polyubiquitination; antigen processing and presentation of peptide antigen via MHC class II. NCBI's taxonomy places the organism in Eukaryota, Metazoa, Chordata, Actinopteri, Cypriniformes, Cyprinidae.
AUUCAGUCGCAUAUUCCUCUAAUAUGUUAAGUAGCUGAGGUUUGUGCAGCCCCUAGGGUUGUAAGCUGAUUAGCUGGCUGCUCCAUCCCACGCUGCUCCUGGAGGGAGGAGAUUUGGAGCUAAAAUAACCCCUAAGUCCUCUCGGCAACAUGUUUACAGGUAGAACGAGAGAGGUUGGCUUCAGCUUUUUUUGGGAUGUGACGACCAGCUCUCCGGAUGGUUCUCCAUUGCAGCUGAAGUCUAAGAUCUUAACCAGGAUACUUAACCUGAUUUCAUGCAUGUGUCUGUAGGAGCGUGCGUACGAGCUCUGGAACGGGUCUUAUUCUUUGUUUCCAUGCCGACCCUCAGGAUGGUGUGAGUGUGUUGUCUUUGGUGGGCUGAAGGCAGCGAGGUAUCCCGCAGUCCUGAGCACUGCUAGCAUGCCUGUGCAUCAGAUAUCCGUUGUGCCCAUCACCAAGGAGACUGCCAAUAGUUCCAGCCGGAAUAGAGACAAGAGUAAAGAGAAUGAGGGUGAGAAGGCACGUGGGCGAUCAGGAAGUCGUUCCAGCAAUAUAUCUAAGGCGAGCAGUUCCACCCCAGGAGCCGUGCUGAACAGUGUCUCUCAAACAUCAGUUACACCGUCCUCACAGGACAUAUGCAGCUCUAGUGGUCACGCUAAACUUGAAGUAGAUGGCUCAGAUCAUACACCCGUCAUGCCCAUAAACCCCGCCUCCGACUCCACCACCACCGCAAAGCGGCAGGUCAAACGCCGUCGCCGGCGACGGGAGAGCACCGGGACCGUUGGGUGUGCAACAGAGUGUGUGGACCAACCGAGACAUUCACGGUUGCAUAAGCAAACACACACACACUCUGACUCCUCCUCAGAGGACGAGCAGCGCUGGAGAGAAGCUCGCUCCUGGAGCCGCCAGAAAGCGCGACGGAGACGCAGCAGCAGCCGACACACGCAAGCGCAUCCCCGUGAGGAACAAGACGCCACUAAGCUCAUGUCUGUCAACUCAGACGAGGGACAGAAAGAGAACCAGCCACCACUGUGCAAGGGCCCCAACACCAGGGCCCAUAAAAAGUUGUCAAAACGGGAGGGGCGUGGAGGCCAAAGCCAGGCAGCCAAUCACAGAAAAGGGAAUGAGCGUGGUAGUAAUAGGAGUGGAAGUGAGGAGGAAGAGCCUAUUACAAAGACGUAUGAAGAGAGAGGUUCAGGAGACCCAGAUAUGUCUGUCCCGUCCCCUUGUAAAUGCACUAUUUCCACCAAUCAAAAUGGUGCUACGCAACAAGCAUGCACUGAUGAUGAACUAGAGGUGUGCAGGAUCUGUCACUGUGAAGGUGACGAGGAGUGUCCGCUCAUCACCCCUUGCCACUGUACAGGAAGUUUGCGUUUUGUGCACCAGGGCUGCCUGCACCAGUGGAUCAAGAGCUCCGACACACGCUGCUGUGAGCUGUGCAAAUAUGACUUCAUCAUGGAGACACACCUUAAGCCUUUGCGCAAGUGGGAAAAGCUACAGAUGUCUACAAGCGAGCGGCGGAAGAUCUUCUGUUCUGUGACUUUUCACCUGGCUGCUGUGGUUUGUGUCAUCUGGUCACUCUACGUUCUGAUUGACCGCACAGCUGAAGAGAUGCGCCAAGGCAAGAACAAUGCGUUGGUGCGUUUGUCCCCUCUCAAUGCCGUAGGGGUGCUGGAUUGGCCAUUCUGGACCAAGCUCAUCGUGGUGGCGGUUGGCUUUACUGGAGGACUCAUCUUCAUGUACAUUCAAUGCAAAGUCUACCUGCAGCUCUGGAGGAGGCUGAAGGCUUUCAACAGGAUCAUCUUUGUACAGAACUGCCCCGACACUGUCCGCAAUGGAGAGAACAGGCCGCCCCCGGUCACUCAGAGCAACGGCACGCACGGGACAGCGGAGGCUCCCGCUCCUCAGACACAAACAAACACAGGAGGAGCGGAAAUGACCCCUGUUUGACGAUGGAUGCUUGGUGCUCUGAAUCUCAGUAGCUGAAAUGUUAAGGAAAGGGCUCCCUCCUGGUUUAUUUGACCAAAGUGAUGAGAUUUACAUAUAACAAAAGCACUUUUUUAAUUUUUAUUAGAGGGUGGGUAAACUUAUAUAAGAAGUUUAUAUAGGGCUGUCAAAUUCUAACAUUAAAGGAAUAGUUCACCCCAAAAUAAAGAUUUUGUCAUCGUUUACUCACCCUC